AUGCACCUAAACUGUAUAGGAACCUGGAAAGGAAAAAAUGAUGAGAAAUACCUUGCAGUUGAGGACGAGGAAAGUGGUCAAAUUAGAUGUGGCAUGCUUAUGCGACUGUCACCCGAGAAACUGGUACUUCAUAUGUCCAGUAAUGCUCAAUGCGAUAAGCUUUCACCGAAUUCAACUUAUGCUACUGAUACUUAUCGUUUCCGACACAAAAAAUCACAACGUAAUUUGGCAGUGUGCCGAUUCCCAGAGUGGCUUCAAGGCGGAUACAGUGACGUGACCAUAAAUGGAGGAAAAUUUAUCUAUAAAUCUAGCGCUCCAGAAUCCGGAUCAGCAGUGUCUUAUUGUAUCGAUGCUGAUGAAAAUAGAGUAGCCGUCUUUUCGGAAACCUUGUGUGAGGAAGCGGUUGGUUUCCACUGUUUCUGGUUUUCUUCAAGAUCUGAUUCCGUUGUUGAAUUCAAAACUACAGGUCGUUUCGAUAACUAUAAACCGGAUCUUUGCAGGAAUGACCAAGCGUUCGACCGUUCUUCAUGGGCAGCUAUGGUUGCUGCAAAACCUGAUUCUGUCUCUUGCGGUUAUACUGGCAUAUAUGAAAGUCCAACAAAAAGUGGAGACAGUGAAUGUUACCGAAUGACGGUAGAUUGUAAACAGAAUAGCAUAAUGAAGGUGACAGCUUAUGAGUGCUCAACCGGGAUCACACACGACACUACAUGUGCAGAAAAGCCGAAAAAACCAGAUAGCAUCAAAAAGCUGGAAGUUAAUGAAGACAUUAAGGAUGUUAGAACUGUUCAAGGCGUAAGUAAUGUUAAUGUCACAAAUCGAAGAUACUAUCCAAGCAACAAAAAUGUCUCAUAUUAUAGAACUGUAGUAUACAGCAAAGCACCGCUUAGCUAUUUAAGCGUGCACCUUUUACCAGUGAUAGUUAUUUUGGCAGUGUUAUAA
Messenger RNA from Enterobius vermicularis (human pinworm), 939 nucleotides. The record is from the annotation of a GenBank genome assembly. NCBI's taxonomy places the organism in Eukaryota, Metazoa, Nematoda, Chromadorea, Rhabditida, Oxyuridae.